UUUCAGAUCUCUACGGAUGUGUUCUACUUCCUUGAGCUGAACCCUCGUCUGCAAGUCGAGCAUCCGACGACUGAAAUGGUUUCCGGUGUCAAUUUGCCUGCUGCCCAACUACAGGUAGCCAUAGGUAUCAUCCUCCACAGGAUCCGUCAUAUCCGCACUCUUUACGGCCUUCAGCGCAAACCGCGUCCCAAAGGUCAUGUCGUUGCAGUUCGUAUCACUGCCGAGAACCCCGACACUGGAUUUAAACCUUCAUCUGGAUCUUUGCAAGAGCUUGACUUCCGAUCCAGUAUGAAUGUGGGGGGUUACUUCUCCUUCAGCACUGCGGGUGGUUUGCAUGAGUUCACCGGUUCUCAAUUUGGUCAUAUUUUCGCAUAUGGCGAGGAUCGAUCCGAGAGUAGGAAGAACAUGGUUGAAGGAGCUUAG
Suillus fuscotomentosus is the source of this 423-nucleotide messenger RNA. RefSeq lists its product as uncharacterized. Gene Ontology annotation, molecular function: ATP binding; acetyl-CoA carboxylase activity. The record is from RefSeq and is a predicted model, not a curated record. The transcript is spliced from 2 exons. The annotation marks the transcript as partial. NCBI's taxonomy places the organism in Eukaryota, Fungi, Basidiomycota, Agaricomycetes, Boletales, Suillaceae.